ACACGCACGCGCAUAAACAAUCGAGCAAUCUUUUUAGAUGGAGCAGUGGAAAGUACGACUUCUAGAUGUGGAUUAUUAUUAGACGUGUAAACAAGAAUUCAUUACAAGGAUGCAGUCCGACGAUAAGCUGUCCGAAGAUGAGGAAGAAAUGCUUGUUUACGUAGAGUUCGAGGGGCUUGUCGGUAGUAAUGUAUUUAAUAAUGAAGAACUUCAAUUAGAUAUGAUUGGAAUAGACACGGAGCAUCCUAUAAUGCAAAUUGAUGGACGGUUUUACGAGGGAUGUUAUGAAGACGCUGUGGGUACUUAUAUGUUCUUUGAGAAGGAUGACAAUCCACAUGUGGAUGAUGUUGUAUUUGAUAAAGUGCCGACUUUAAAAUAUUUUGCUAAAACCAGAAAGGUAUUAAAGAUGCAGAGAGUUUUUACAAAACCAAGAGUCGAGGUUUUUGGUGAUUCUGAACACGAUAGUUGUAUUCCGAAUACAGAUACUUUAUCACAAGCUGGAGUGCCUCCAAAAUAUCAAGAGGAAGCGCUCCAAUAUUGGAAUAAGAUACGUGACGAUAAACUGGAAGAAUUAAGUACAUGUUUGGAGAAGCAAAAAAUUAGAGAAGAAAAAGAAAUCCAAAGGCAUGUUAGUGUUCUUAUGUCAUAAAUAUUAUGCAUACCCAGAAAAUGAAGCUGAUACAAUUCAAAAACAAUAUUAAUGCUUUAAAUACUGUGAUACGAAAAGUCACAUUAGUUAUAUACAAAUUAUUUUUUUUACAAAUAAUUAUAAUUUCAUGUAAUCAUAAACAAUUAAAUUCGAGUGUUAUAAACAAUUAACUAAUAGACAGAAAUUUUAUGUACUACUGCAUAUAUCACAUCAUUAUUUCAAGAAGAAUGUUCUCUGAUAAAAAAAAUUGCUCAAUUUCUAUUUGAUAAAGUUAUAAUAUAUUUUAUAUGCAAUGGUAUAUAUAAUUUUUAUUACAUAUAUAAUCACUUGUCAUAUAUAAUAUCAAGUACCAUAUUCAUUAACAUCGAUAUUUAUCAAUUAUUAAUAUUAUAUAGCUACAUUUAAAAUGUUGUUGGAAAUAUAUAUUUAUAUACGUUUGUGUUUUAAUUAUCUAUAUCAAAUGUCAGAAAUAAGUAAAUUUAUUUUCAUGAAAUAUAUAAUGACCAUAUAUAUAUAGAAUUUAUAUUAAAUUAUUUUAUAAAUGUAGAUCUGUUAUUGAAUCCAAGCAAAUUUUCCGAUCGAAUCAAAUCAAAUUUAACAUUUUAUAGAAUAUAUAUGGAGUAAUAUUUAGAUAUGUAUCUACACAUUUAUAAUAAUAGUAUUUUAUCAAUUGAUAUGACUUCAUGAAAUGUAUAUAGAUUCGUUAUUCAUAUAUUAAAAUGCACAACGAUAUAAAUUAUAUUUUCAAUUAUAAAAAAUAAAAUAUUCGAUAUUAAUACAUAAGUAAUA
Molecule: messenger RNA, 1438 nt
Organism: Cataglyphis hispanica
Lineage: Eukaryota; Metazoa; Arthropoda; Insecta; Hymenoptera; Formicidae
Product: general transcription factor 3C polypeptide 6
Exons: 4
Coding region: 110-649 (179 amino acids)
Biological process (GO): transcription by RNA polymerase III
Cellular component (GO): transcription factor TFIIIC complex
Source: RefSeq, a predicted model, not a curated record